Arctia plantaginis is the source of this 261-nucleotide messenger RNA. Lineage: Eukaryota; Metazoa; Arthropoda; Insecta; Lepidoptera; Erebidae. The record is from the annotation of a GenBank genome assembly.
AUGCCUUUAAUUAUUAUCAAUCAAGACGCUCUAAACCAAAACGUCAGACUGGCGCGCGGAUACAGGCUGCCAUUACAAAAGUUAGCGUUAAUUUCAAAGUACGGUACCGCAGCCAACAGACACGGAACUCUAAUUAAAAGCAUUGAAAGUUGUAAGAAGACGUGUCCGCUGUCGGCGCCGCGCCUACUAACGUUCCAAGUGUCACUCCAACAAUUUGCAGUUGCACCACUUUGUGAGUGGCCAUUACCAACACCGUUCUAA